AGUACGCUGCGGGCGCCCGUGGCAGACGCACGAAUGAACGGGAGGCUUAUGCGAAUUUUCGGAAAAAAUCGUAACAACACGGGGCAAAAAUAAAGUAAAUCGAAAACAUAUUACAUUUUUUCAUAGUUCAGUGCAAAGUGUGAUUAUUUGGGAUUAGGAUUCAUAUUGUGUUAUCAUUUUAAAUAAUAAUUUGAUAGAGUAUUUGAAAAUGGUAUUACUCGUUCCGUGACAGUGAAUAAUGGUGAAGUGAUAAAGAAACAAAAUUUAUGUGCAAAAGGUUUUGAUGACUUCAAAUAUGGAAUCACGUAGACAAUGGUUCUGGCUGAUUCUGCAAACGUUCGUGUUGCUGCCGGCGAUUGAUAUGAAAGACUACGUGACGAACAGGAAAAUAGACGUCCCACAGUUUGAGCGUCCGAUUGGAAACCACACCUUCCUUGUCGGAAGGGAAGCAGUUCUCGGAUGCUCUGUCAUUAACUUGGGGAAACAUAAGGUGGGAUGGCUUCGAGCGGAAGACCAGACGAUACUAACCAUGCACGACCGUCCAGUCCUCGGGUCACGGUACUCUGUUAACAUGGACGACCCCAUGACCUGGAAGCUGAGGAUCAAGCCGCUGAGAGCUGAAGACAGGGGCUGCUAUAUGUGUCAGAUCAACACACAGCCCAAUAUGAAGUGGCAGAUUGGCUGCAUCGAUGUUUAUGUGCCACCAGACAUCAUAAACGAUGACACAUCGGCCGACGUGUCUGCGCAAGAGUUGGACAACAUCACCCUGGUGUGCAAGGCGAGUGGACAUCCACCACCAAAGAUCACGUGGAGGAGAGAGGAUCAUGAGCAAAUGCUGUUGAAGAAAGUAGGGGGAAGGGAUUUUUACAAAGUGGACAGCUAUGUCGACAGUGUUCUACCUCUGUGGCGAGUCGACCGCAGACAGAUGGGGUCAUUCCUUUGCAUCGCAUCCAAUGAUGUACCACCAGCUGUCAGUAAAAGAAUCACCCUUAGUGUCAAUUUUCCACCUACAGUGGUAGUGCCAAACCAGCUCCUAGGCGCUCCACUGGGGACCGACGUCUACCUGGAGUGCACAGUGGAGGCAUACCCUAAUACCAUCAACUACUGGCUUAAGAACAGAGGAGAGAUGCUGUUGGAUGGGCCGAAAUACAUGAUAAGUGAGGAACGUUCCUCAUACAGAGUUUCAAUGACGCUGGUCGUACGACACUUCGGCAAGGCGGACAUUGGUACUUACAACUGUGUCAGCACCAAUUCACUGGGAAAAAGUGAGGGCACGCUUAGACUUUACGAAAUAAAAGUUUAUCCGACUGUACAAUCAGCGGCCGAGGUGAACGUGGGCGGUCUCACAGAAGGAGGGAUGAAACAAAAAUCACAAUUUAGCCAUGCUACUAUUAGUCAUUGUCAUAGUUUAACAAUAAUAUUAAUAAUUCUUUGUUCAUUUCUUUAAGAAAAAAUAACAUUUUGUAAUAUAAAUUUGACUGAUGUAAUUUUAAUAUGCAUAUCAAUAUGUUCAAGUUUAUAAAAAUAGUAUAAAUAAUGCAAAUUAUAUCACCUCAUCGAAGUCCAAUGCUCUAAAUGAUGAAUGCUCUAAUAAUGAUUUAAUUGAUGUCUAAAAAAGUAAUAAAAAAAUAACGAUACUGAAAGUUUUAAGAUAACAUUUUUACAGCAUAUUUUUUAAAAAUUAUAGAGAUAAAAUGAAUUAUUAUUCUUUUUACAUAUUUUAGUUAUGAAGUUUCUAAUGUCCUGCAAGAAUGUAUCGGUUGCACCAUUCAACUUUAACGUUAACUUGAACCUGCACAGAAAAACGCAAAGUAGGUACCUAUGUAAUUUGUCUAAACGUCAGCGGCGCGCAGGCAAAGUUGUCUGGUGCAAGUCGCUCUUAGUAAGUUAACUUAAGUAAGAAAUUAAUAUAAUUAGGGAGCUAAUUAUAAUACUUUUAGACAGGGGUGUAUAACUGUUGGCUCGUUGUGCAGUGGACUGUUAAUUAUUAAUGUUUUUCGGAGCUGGUUAAAUAAAUAUUAUACCGAGAUCACA
Molecule: messenger RNA, 2034 nt
Organism: Plodia interpunctella (Indianmeal moth)
Lineage: Eukaryota; Metazoa; Arthropoda; Insecta; Lepidoptera; Pyralidae
Product: limbic system-associated membrane protein-like
Exons: 10
Coding region: 284-1447 (387 amino acids)
Cellular component (GO): neuron projection
Source: RefSeq, a predicted model, not a curated record